AUGGAUCCGAUAUCGCAAUUGUCUUCACCGGUUACAUCAAUAACACCAUCGCCGGUAACCACCAAAAGUGAUAUUUCAAGUGAUGAUCAAUCAAAGGUAAUGGACACUAUAGUGGUGCUGAUGACCAGUAAUGAUACCAUCGAUGAUUACACCGAUGAGAUUCAAAGCAAAUGCUCGACAAAUACUAUGACUUUUAGACAGUUGUCUCCCAUUUCGUUCACUUUUAUUAACACUAAGAGAUUAUAUGACUCGUUGUUGGCCUCAGACCAGUGGUCCGCCUUAUGUUUGACUAGUAAACGAUGUGUUGAUGCCAUUGAAAUGGCCAUUAAUUAUAGUAAAGACAGUGGUAUUGAUGUCAUUGAUUUGUGGCGCCGACAUCACAAACUAGUCUUUAUUGUCGGUCUUAAAUCAUUUUACUAUUUAAAAGCUAAGUUAGGUUUGGAAGCACUGGGAAGUGAUGCGGGAAAUGGAGAAAAUUUAGCCAAAAUGAUGAUUGAAAAUCACAGACACGAGUUGACGGCAUUGCCGGUGCUAUUUCCAUGCAGUCAAUCCCGAAGUGACAUUUUACCGAAAUUGUUGACCAGUGCAGGCAUUGAUGUUCAUGAGAUACCUAUUUAUGAAACUCAUACCAACCAAGGGUUGGACACAAAAGUGGCGCAACUAAGCAAUGAUUUGAUUUCUUUAUCAAACCAAUUGUCAGAUGAGAUGAAACUCAGACUAAUUGUAAUAUUUUUUAGUCCAUCGGGUCUUAAAUCUGUUUAUCCAUUUCUCAUCCAAUAUAUCAUAAAUAAUAAAACACUACUUCAGAGUUUAACACUGAGAUAUGUAGCCAUCGGUGGUACUACCGGUCAAUCUAUGAAACAGUUGGGUCUUAAUGUCUGGUUUACGUCACCCAAACCUAAUCCCCAAUCUUUAGCUCAUUCAUUGAAUGAAUACUUACUUAUAGACUCCAAUCGAAGUGAAAUCGGAAUUACGGUUAAAGUUAGAGAAUUGGAUCAACAAAAACAUGAAGAUCUUGAUGAGUGACGGCCGCACUCUAAUCGGUAUAUUCUUAUGCACCGAUCGCGACAGGAAUGUCAUAUUGGGCUCA
This is a messenger RNA of Oppia nitens, 1090 nucleotides long. It is a transcript of the gene Uros1, whose product is annotated as uroporphyrinogen-III synthase-like. Gene Ontology annotation, molecular function: uroporphyrinogen-III synthase activity. Lineage: Eukaryota; Metazoa; Arthropoda; Arachnida; Sarcoptiformes; Oppiidae. The coding region runs from base 1 to 1026 and encodes 341 amino acids. The transcript has 2 exons. Gene Ontology annotation, biological process: uroporphyrinogen III biosynthetic process. The record is from RefSeq and is a predicted model, not a curated record.